Molecule: messenger RNA, 1747 nt
Organism: Bombina bombina (fire-bellied toad)
Lineage: Eukaryota; Metazoa; Chordata; Amphibia; Anura; Bombinatoridae
Product: cytochrome P450 2A5
Exons: 9
Coding region: 33-1523 (496 amino acids)
Biological process (GO): xenobiotic metabolic process
Cellular component (GO): cytoplasm; intracellular membrane-bounded organelle
Molecular function (GO): oxidoreductase activity, acting on paired donors, with incorporation or reduction of molecular oxygen, reduced flavin or flavoprotein as one donor, and incorporation of one atom of oxygen; heme binding; iron ion binding
Source: RefSeq, a predicted model, not a curated record
UCUAGUGCAGAGCAGAUUUUUAUCCCGCAGACAUGGAUUUCCACGGAUCCAGCACAGUUAUUCUUACUGCUUUUAUCUGUAUUCUUAUUUCUUAUGUUUUGUGGAAAACAAUGUAUAGAAAACGUGGUCUUCCUCCUGGUCCGACCCCUCUACCUCUCAUAGGCAACCUCUUGCAGGUACGGAAGGGCGAUAUGGCAAAGACACUUAUGGAGUUUGGUCAAGAGUACGGACCCGUUUACACGUUUUACUUUGGUCCAAAUCCUGUUGUUGUGUUCUGGGGAUAUGAUGCGGUGAAGGAAGCCCUUGUAGAUCAUGGAGAAGAUUUCAUAGGUCGGGGCAAACAACCAACAGUGGAUCGAGUUUUCCAAGGUUAUGGAUUAAUUACAAGUGAGGGGGAUCGUUGGAGACAGCUACGCAGAUUUUCCUUAUCAACCCUCAGGAAUUUUGGGCUAGGAAAGAGGAGUAUAGAGGAGAGAAUCCAAGAGGAGUGUCAGUUUCUCAUUGAAGAACUAAAGACUUACAAAGAGAAACCAUUUGACCCAGCCAUUAUUAUAUCCAAGGCAGUGUCCAAUGUCAUCAGCUCAGUCGUGUUUGGGCAACGUUUUGAGUAUGAUGAUACAAGAUUUCACCGAAUGCUCGAUAUUUUCUAUGAGACUUUUGAACUCAUGAGUUCUACAUGGGGGCAGAUUCAGAGCAUGGUUCCUAUGAUAAUGAACCACAUUCCAGGGCCUCAUCAGAAAAUAACUACCCUACUGGAGGAACUGAAUGAAUUUGUAGCUGAAAGAGCGAAGAUAAACAAAGAGACACUGGAUCUAGACUCACCUAGAGAUUACAUUGAUUGCUUCCUUAUUAAAAUGCAACAGGAAAAGGAUAAUCCAAACUCUGAAUUCACCUGGAGAAACUUAGUGCUGUCGCUUAACAACUUAUUUUUUGCUGGUGGAGAAACUGUGGCUACGACUUUAAAACAUGGGUUUCUCUUGCUCCUCAAAUAUCCUGACAUACAAGCAAAAGUGUGCAAGGAAAUAGACUCUGUGAUUGGGCAGAACCGUGUCCCGAAUAUUGAAGACCGGAAUAAGAUGCCUUACACAGAAGCAGUAAUCCAUGAGAUACAGAGGUUCAGUAAUGUUAUCCCAAUGAACGCCCCACACUCUGCUACAAAGGAUACUGUUUUUAGAGGAUACACUAUUCCCAAGGGCACUGAUGUCUGUGCUCUCCUGACUUCUGUCCUGGGUGACCCAACGCAUUUCGCUACACCACACAAAUUUAACCCUAGCCACUUCUUAGACAAAGACGGUUGUUUCAAGAGAAAUGAAGCCUUCAUGCCAUUUUCCAUAGGGAAGAGGGCUUGCAUUGGAGAAGGUCUGGCUCGAACUGAGCUAUUUCUCUUCCUCACAAAUAUCCUACAGAACUUUAUCCUCACUUCACAGACAGAAUUCACAGAAGCUGAUAUUGCCCCAAGAAAUACAGGGUUUGCAAAUGUCCCCAUAUCUUAUCAGAUGUCAUUUGUGUCACAUAAGUUGUAACAUCUAAAAUAGUUAGCUGCCCAACUAAUUUAAAUUGCAUGCCACCUAUUUACCUUCCCCAUAAUGCCCUGUAACCAAUAUUUCAGCACCACAGAAAAUGGCUAAAAUUACGGUAUAGCAAACCUAUGUUUAUUUCCUAGUAGUAUAAUUAUUUUAAAUAUAUUUUCUAUUUCAAUAUUUUUUGGGUUUUGUUUCUACAACUUAUUAAAAAUGAUAUUUGUUUA